UAUAGAAACUCAUAGUAGCAAAAAGGGGUAUCAAUUACUUGUCCGGAAAAGAUGGCACUCUCCAGCACUCUUAACAAUGCCUACAAACUGAGCGUAGCAGCCCUGCAAACUGUGGUUCCGACAAAUCCAACUGAUCCAAGACGAUCCUUCAGACUCACCGUCCCUCAGAACCUGAGCUCUACCGGAAUUCUGCAAAGGCGAUUCCACGUACUUUUCUGCUACCACAAAACCAGGGAUGAGGACUCCGGGUGGCUGUUCGCCGGCCGGAUUAAGGAGUCUCUCGGACGGGCGCUGCAAGAACAGCCGUUGCUCGCCGGAAGGAUGCGGCGGCGUGGAGACAACAGCGGAGAUUUGGAGGUUGUUUCGAACGAUUCCGGAGUCCGGUUGGUGGAGGCGAGCGUUGAGCUCAAGUUGAGUGAUUUUCUUGAGUUGAAGGACAAGGUUGAUGCUGAGGCUAAGCUUGUAUUUUGGGAGGAUUUCACGGAGGAGAAUCCUCAGUUUUCUCCACUGUUUUAUGUCCAGGUGACGAACUUCACUUGUGGAGGAUACUCAAUUGGGAUCAGUUGCAGCCUCCUUCUUGUUGAUCCUUUUCUCCUGUCGAGCUUCCUCAAGAGAUGGGCUGAUCUCCACAACACCAUGUUUUCAAGAAACGAUCUGCCCGAAUUCCCCACAUUUUACCUUCCUAAGCUCGGAAAGUCCGGCAGCUCCGCCGGCAUACAAUUGGGAUCCAACGCACGCAAUAACGCUGCACAAAGCGUAACUUUCAAAUUGCCGAAGAAGAUUUUGGAGUUAGACGACAAGAAUCUGGCUGCAUUGUGCAUCAAGGAGGCGGAGCGUGAGGUUGCUACAAAAAUGGCCUCAAACUUCUCUCUAUUUGUCAAGGCACCUUAUGAGGAUACUAAGGUAGAAAUUUGCUCAAGACAAUUAUUAGAGGUUUCGGAGCGUACUACUUCACCGGGCGGGGUCGUUAGCGGUUUGAGUUGUGCAAGAACAUGGGAUGAACUGGGACUGGAGAAUAUAUGUCUGAAUGAAGGAAAGAAGGCUGUGUAUGUGUCGUGUUGGAUCAACUCAGCAGUUGACGAAGGUUGUGUGAUGAUUAUUCCACCAAGUGAUGAGAAGAACACAAUGGGGCUCAAAAUUAUCGUCACCUUCUCUUAAUUAAAGAUUCUUGGAGAGAAUUAUUAAUAAUGUGGGCAUGGCGAAAGUCACGAGUUGUGUUUCUUGAACUAUUAUAUCAUCGGUGGGUGUUGUGAAUUUGUUGUUGUUCAUGACAAGAGUUUGAACUGGUAAUGAAAGAAUUGCGUACUAGUUACUUUAUUUAUAAUCGUAAUUAAUUUGUUUGUCUCUGUUUA
Molecule: messenger RNA, 1352 nt
Organism: Sesamum indicum (sesame)
Lineage: Eukaryota; Viridiplantae; Streptophyta; Magnoliopsida; Lamiales; Pedaliaceae
Product: HXXXD-type acyl-transferase family protein
Molecular function (GO): acyltransferase activity, transferring groups other than amino-acyl groups
Source: RefSeq, a predicted model, not a curated record